GCCCUGUCACGUGCCUUUUCCUUUUGACGUGAAAACAAAAAACAGCUGUACAGCUCAAGAUGGCCGCCGCGACGGUAGCGGGGCUCGACCCGCACACGAUGGAGCAGAAGAAGUUUGAAUACUUCUCCUCCAUCAACCCCAUGGCCAAGAAGAUAAUGCAGGAGAGGGAGAAAAUCAAAACCAAACAUGGGUCGACGUGGGACAAAAUGACUCCGGAAGAGCAGGACAGCGCUAUAGACAACUGGAUGAUCGACCCGCACAUCCGAGCCAGAUACGCGAUGCACCGGGUGGAGCGCGAGGAGGUGAUCUGUUACCCCAAACUACUCAUCCAGACGGGCCAGAAGAUAGUCCACUUUGGAGACGAGGAUAUUACCUGGCAAGAUGAGCAUUCUGCACCCUUCUCGUGGGAAACCAAGAGCCAGCUGGAGUUUAGCUUGGUCCCCGGUUCUGCAGAGCAGGGGAUUUCUGCCUCACAAGCAGAUUCAAAGGCUUUAAAGGGACAGACAACCAAAACAACUACAGUUAAUAAGGUGAAUGCCACUGAAAGCAGAAGGCCAGAGGAGGAGUCGUCUUUCUGGAAGAUCAGUGCGGAGAGGUCCAAGUUGGAGGGAGAAAAAGCUAAUUUCCAGUCUCUCACUCCGAGUCAAAUCAAAUCACUGGAAAAAGGAGAGAAACCACUUCCUUCAUAUCUACGACAGGAGACGUCUGUUACAAAGGAGCUUGAGCCAGUGGCAGAGCACCACCACCCUCCUCCUCCUCCUCCUCCAGCCCCGGUGAAACCCAUCAAACAGCGGGCCCCUAAACCCCCUGCCCCUCAGCCUCCUGUCGUUGUCAGUGCCCCACCCGCGUCCAUCUCCAUCUCCACCAAUCCCGUGCCUCCGGUCAGCGUCUCGUCCUCGGUGGCCGGGUGGGAGCGGUCCCAGAGCACGCUGCCUUCAGUCAGCAACUCUUCAGAUGAGGUGUUCUCCUCUAGCCUCCUGUCCAAGUCUCCUUCCAUUUCCACCAGCGCUGAGAAGGACAAGCAGGAAGAGCCCAUAGCAGAUGUAGGCAGCAGUCCAACAUUCUCCCAGUUCAACACAAGCAGCUCGAUCCUGAAGACGGGAUUCGACUUUCUUGACAACUGGUAAAAGUCGGCCACAACCAGACCCCUUUCCUAAUCUAUUAUCCUCGGUAUGACUUUGAAGAAGGACCACACUGCCAUGACACUACGCAACUCAAACUGUUCCCACCUGUAUCCAAGCAAUAUCAAUUAUGUAUGUAUUUGUGUAGAAGAAAAACUCUAGUGACUUGUUUAGACCUGGUGUCUCAAAAUUAUGCUCCUAAUACUCUUUUCCUUAUUUAAUCAACCUUUGAUAUACAUGUAUUAAAUAAAUUGCCUUGAUUCAGGUGAGAUUCUUUGGGAUAUGAACAAAAUUUGCAUCUACUAAGCUUUCUAACUUGAUGUUGCAAGUUAUGGUAUGUUUUGUAGUAUUUCUAACUAGUAGUAGAACAAGGAGUAAUCAGAAGUGUUAUGUAGCUGCAGCGGUUCUUGCUGUAAUUGAAGCUUUAAUAGAGAAAGCGCAGAUUUGGCAACUUGUGAACACCCGUUUUAUCAACCAUAAGCAGUGUGUAUGAAAAUGUAUCUUGUUUUUACAUUGAGAAUCCAAAUCACUACAUGAACGUAAUCUCAUCUCUUACAAUAUCUGUAUGGCUAGAUAAUAUGAAUAUAGAAAUCAAGACAAUCGAAUGAACAGUUUAUACAACACUCUAUAAAGUGACAUAGUUUAGACUGGUCUGAGUAUUUCAGAAUCUGCAUUGUGUUUACUAAGCAUUAUUAUAUCUAAUAAUGUCGCUCAGAGGAACAUCAGAUCUAUUUAGCUUUCUAUCCCUCUUCUCAGCUUAAUUAUGUUUUUUUUUACUGUACUGAACAGUUAUGAUUGUUGCAGGGGGAGACUUGAACGCAACGCGAACAGGCUGACUUAUUUUAUACUCACCAUUGCUUUUUGUUACAGUUUAUUUAACCCUGCAUUUAUUUUUGUAACUAUUACUAUAGAAUCUAUUAUCAUAUAUUUUGAGUCAAACGUACUCACUCUGCUACAUUUUUGUUACAAACACUUUUAAAAGGUGAAGGGAAGUAUCAUAUCAGUAAGUGAUACAACACCACUUGUAGGUUCCACUUGGUUUGAUGCACCUUUAUAGUGUAUUUGGGGAGUCAUUUGACAUGUCCACCAUCACCAGUCCCCUUCACCUUUGACCCCCACAUAAGUAUGAUGCAGAUAGUGAACAUUGUGAUUCAGGACCGGCAUGUUGUGACUUGUACCACUCGUGUCAUAGAGAACUAUUUUACUGACUUUUAUAUUUGUCCUCUUACUAUAUCAUAUGCUUUACAUGUAGUACAUGUAGAUGGCACUUGUGGUGUUUUGAGGGUGCAUAAAUAUAAAUAAAAGUCAAAGUAUAUUUUGUCUGUCAA
This is a messenger RNA of Periophthalmus magnuspinnatus, 2449 nucleotides long. It is a transcript of the gene c24h1orf198, whose product is annotated as chromosome 24 C1orf198 homolog. Lineage: Eukaryota; Metazoa; Chordata; Actinopteri; Gobiiformes; Gobiidae. The transcript has 6 exons. Bases 60 to 1127 code for a protein of 355 amino acids. The record is from RefSeq and is a predicted model, not a curated record.